GUGUGCCCACUACAGCAGCAGCUACUGGCUUCAAUCUUUAUAAUUAGUCUGCAUCUUUCUCUGUCUUUUCCUUACUUGGCACCGAUAUGUCCGGGCCACUGUCACAGGACCUGCCCGUCACUGUGUUGGGUGCCAUGGAGCUAGGAAGCAGCUUAGAUGUGAACUCCAGCACUGAGGUAGUGCGCGCCUUCCUGCAGCGCAGCCACACCGAGAUAGACACCGCCUUUGUGUAUGCAGAUGGCCAGUCCGAGAGCAUCCUGGGAGGCCUUGCGCUAGACCCCAGCGGCUGCAAGGUGAAAAUUGCCACAAAGUCUGUUCCAACCCUUGGCACAUCAAGCACACUUGACAAUAUCCGGUUCCAGCUUGAGAUGUCCCUGAAGAAGCUGCAAUGUCCCCAAGUGGACCUCUUCUAUUUACACAUGCCAGAUCACAGCACCCCUAUCGAGGAGACGCUGCAGACCUGUCACCAGCUGCAUCAGGAGGGCAAGUUUGUGGAGCUUGGUCUGUCCAACUAUGCCUCCUAGGAAGUGGCUGAGAUCUGUACCCUCUGCAAGAAAAAUGGCUGGAUCAUGCCAACUGUGUACCAGGGCAUGUACAAUGCUACCACCUGGCAGGUGGAGAAGGAGCUCUUCCCCUGCCUCAGACACUUUGGAUUGAGAUUCUAUGCCUACACCCCUUUGGCUGGGGACCUGCUGACUGGCAAAUACAAAUACGAAGUAGAAGAUGGGAAGCAGCCCUUGAGCCGCCUCUUUGGGAAGAAAUGGGAUAAUUUCUACAGGAACAGCUUCUGGAAGGAAAACCACUUAAAGGGCAUUGACCUUGUGAAGAAGUCCUUGAAGGCCACCUAUGGCGGCAGCGCCCCCAGCAUGACCUCGGCCGCCCUGCGCUGGAUGUACCACCACUCACAGCUCCAGGGCACCCGAGGGAACACGGUCAUCCUGGGCAUGUCCAGCCUGGAGCAGCUGGAACAGAACUUGGCCGCCACUGAGGAAGGGCCCCUGGAGCUGGCUGUUGUGGAGGCCUUUGACCAAGCCUGGAACCUGGUUGCCCACGAGUGUCCCAACUACUUCAGAUAGACUGCCCUGGAUCAUGCCGCCAAGAAAGGG
Molecule: messenger RNA, 1106 nt
Organism: Phodopus roborovskii (desert hamster)
Lineage: Eukaryota; Metazoa; Chordata; Mammalia; Rodentia; Cricetidae
Product: aflatoxin B1 aldehyde reductase member 3-like
Exons: 7
Source: RefSeq, a predicted model, not a curated record